CAAGCUUUUUAGAACAUGCCAUUCGAAUCCCAAUCAAGGAAGAUAAAGCUACCAUCAGAUACGAAUUGAAGCUGGGGGAAAAGUAAGGAGAGGUUUUGAAAAUGAUGUCAGGGUCGGCUUCAUGUUUCCCCAACGCAUCACAAGGUUUGCAAAUGUAUCCCGUAGCUGCAGAAGACAUUGUUUCAUCUUCCCUUGAAGCAGAUGGUUCAGGCCCAGGGGCUCAUUCAAGCUCUCUUGUCUAUUAUCUCUCCAUCCUGAAAGAUAAAGUUCAUCAGGUUCAAUCACUUGUUAGCGUCCUUAUCUCUCCAGAUCAAACCCACCCUGAGUCAACGUCUUUAGCCAUGGCAAGCAUGGGUUCUUUGGUUCAAGAAAUCAUUGUAACAGCGUCUUCCAUGACAUUCAUUUGCCAACAAAUGUCUCUUGGAACCACUUCAGGUAACAAUAGCACAACUGAUCAAUUGCACCAGCAGCAUGUUAGGGUAAUCCCUGAUAAUGGGAUAUCUCAACCACCAAACUUCACUAAUAAUUGUGUUGGUAACAUAGUUCAAGAAAGAUCAGGACAAGGGUUUUAUUCUAGUUCUGAAACUAUUAGCUGGUAUGGUGACCACUGCAAUAACUUUAACAACAACAAUAACAAUAGCAAUCGAAAUUUGCAAGUUAGAAAUGAUGAUAAGCUGGAAAGGAAAGAAUUGGCUAAAUUGACUCGAAGAAGCGAAAUUACUGAAGGGUCACAAGGGAUUUCAGCGAAGAAUUAUGAUAUAGUCGAAGUGGAUGCUGCGGACAUAUUAGCUAAAUACACACAUUACUGCCAAGUUUGCGGUAAAGGGUUCAAGCGAGACGCAAAUUUGCGAAUGCACAUGAGAGCUCAUGGUGAUGAAUACAAGACCACUGCUGCUUUGACUAACCCCAUGAAGAAUCACGAGGAAAGUACUACUGAGGUGGGAAACGGUUCGACGAAAUUGCUGCCUAAGAAAUAUUCAUGUCCUCAGGAAGGUUGUAGGUGGAACCAGAAACAUGCCAAGUUCCAACCACUGAAAUCCAUGAUUUGCGUGAAGAAUCACUACAAGAGGAGCCAUUGUCCGAAGAUGUAUGUCUGCAAGCGGUGUAACAGUAAGCAAUUCUCGGUGCUGUCGGAUCUCCGGACUCAUGAAAAGCACUGUGGUGAUCUCAAAUGGCAAUGUUCUUGCGGUACCACAUUUUCCAGGAAGGAUAAGCUUAUGGGUCACGUUGCCUUGUUCGUUGGGCACAGUCCAGUUGCCACUAAUUCUUUGAUAAAUCCCGGAAAGCUCGAACACCAAGCCACCACUAUGCAACUAGAUGACAGGUAA
Durio zibethinus is the source of this 1328-nucleotide messenger RNA. The record is from RefSeq and is a predicted model, not a curated record. NCBI's taxonomy places the organism in Eukaryota, Viridiplantae, Streptophyta, Magnoliopsida, Malvales, Malvaceae.